Molecule: messenger RNA, 8265 nt
Organism: Auanema sp. JU1783
Lineage: Eukaryota; Metazoa; Nematoda; Chromadorea; Rhabditida; Rhabditidae
Source: the annotation of a GenBank genome assembly
AUGGACGGGGACGAUUAUGUUCCACAGAUGUCCCAGAUGAUGGACUACGGUCCUAUAGGUGGUAUGGCUGCAGGCGGAGUUCCUCAACCUCAGCAUGUAAUGCAGCAGCCAUACCCGAACAUGAGCGGAGGCUUAACAUCAAUGAAUCCUAGUUAUGAACAGCAGAUGAUGAUGGCUCCUCCGCCCUCACAACCUGCUCCUCCACCACAGAAGCCACCCCCAAAAGGGAAAAAGAAAAAGCAACAACAACAGCAACAACAGGCAGAUCCCGGAAUGGAUCCUAUGCAAAGCAUGGCUGCCAUGUCUAAUAACCCUAUGAUGAGACCUUCUAUGCAGCAGAUGGGAGGACAGUAUCCACAGGGUCAAAGGGGCAUGUAUAACCAAGGGGUUCCGCUUCAUCAAAAUGUACAUUUUGCACCUCCACCUAAUCCUUAUCGUAAUCCGCAAUAUCCGCCUAAUCAACAACCUGGCUAUCCACCUAUGCCACAACAAAUAGGAUAUCCUCCUCAGAGAGGAUACCCUCCCUCUGCCGGUCCUCCAGGUUAUCCGUAUGGACAACCUCCGCAGGGUUAUCCUCAACAAUCAGGACAGCAACCAUACCCAAUGAUGAGAGGACCACAAUACCCUCCAAAUCAACAGAUGCCACCUCAUCAGGAUCAGUACUGGCCUACGCAACAACCGCAACAUCAACCGCAAGCACAACAACCUCCUUCACAGCAAACGAAUCAACAACCUCAAGCGCCGCAGCAACCUCAGAGUUCUCAAACACAGGGCGGACCUCAAUCUCAAAGUCAGCAACAGAACCAAUCAACACAGUCGCAGCAGCAGUACUAUCCAAACCAACACAUGCAUUCUGCUGGGACUCACAAUUUGUCCAGCGGACAAGUGGCUCCACCCCAUGAGCAAUGGGUUCAGCAGCAACAGAGGCAUUUGUACGAAAUACACGGGGAGUUGAAUUCUCUACAGGGUCGACUACAUCAAAUGUAUCAGCAGCCCCCAACUCCUGAAAUCGAACAAAGUGUGAUACAAACACAACAACGGAUGCAAUACAUUCAAAGUGAAUAUAGACGAAUUGAAAUGUUGUUAAACCAAUCCAACAUGGCUUCUCAUCAAACUUCGCAACAGUCUUCGCAAUCACAGCCACCUUCCGUGCAGAACACUCAAUCUUCUCAAGUUCCUUCAUCACAGCAAGCGAACAUGUCAAAUUUGAUGCCCCAACAAAUGCAAAAUCAAACUCAGGUUCCACCUCAUCAGAUGCCGCCUAAUAGUAUAACACCUCCUGGAGCUCAUGCUUCUAUGGUUAAUGUUCAACAUCAUUCCAACCCUGUUCAAGUUACUCAGACUGGACCGCAAGUUCAGGUUAAUAUCAAGCCUGAAACAUCUGGAAGAACUCUAAUAAGCGUUUAUCACCAAUAUGAUGACAAGAGGCAGUCUCCUGAUGAUCAGAAAGAUUCUGUUCCCCAAGAGCCUAUCCCAAGAAAUCCAUACGCAAACCAAGAGUCUAUAACUUCGUAUUCAUCUUCACAACAGAACAAACCGCACCCUUCACAGAGUUCUCAUCAGGUCACAGAGAACAACUACCCAUCCACUAAUGGUCUUAGGCACAAUGAAAAUCAUUCACAUUCUGGGUAUGGAGUUUACACUUCUCAAACAUCUCAAUCUGCUGGUCAGAUUAUGGAUAAUAAACUUAAUAAGACUAAUACUGAUAAUAGUUACAAACAUUACGACAGUGGAGCUGUUGAUACAGAAAAACCUUUUAGCAAUGAUCUUAGCCAAAUGGGUCUGAAGAAUGAUUCUAUGUUUAUUGGUCAAACUAAUUCCACCGAGGUAUCUUGUUCCUCUCCAUUAGCACAACCGUCCACAGCAUCAUCCCCUCCGGAUGAACCUGAUGCUACCCAUGAAUCAGGACCUUCUAGUGUUUAUAAUAAUUCAAAAGAAGAUAACGUUAUCUCACCUGUUAUCGAGCACAUAGACGAUGUUUUGAGUCAAAAAUCCUUACAAUUGGAAGAUGACGAUAAAAGAGACGAAGGACUGGAUUCAGCACCUAACUCGAGCAUGCAAAUCUCCGCGUCUAUAGACUCGUCUGAAAAUGAACUGAACGACUCGGCUAAUGCUGAUGAGCCAAUCGACGAGAAGGAACAAACCGAAGAAUUGGAUAAAUUCAGUGAUGCUCGAUCCAGUUUAUCGGAAGACAAGCAGUGUUCACCUGAUAACGCUUAUGUCUGUUCUCCUACGCCAUCCUGUAGUAAAGAUAAUAACCACGAUGAAAUGAUCAACGCUGAUGAUGUUCGAAAUAGUACACCAGAAUCUCCCGAGCUCGAAAAAGCAGGAGCUACCCAUGUUGCUGCUACAGAUGUCAAAGAAGAAGCGGACGCUGUUUUGGAGCAAGUAGAGUGUGAUCCGAUAGAAGAAGAUGGGUUAGAGGAAACAAAAAUAAAGACCGAAUCAGCAGAUGAUGACAGCGAGUAUAUAUCAUCAGAUGAACAGAAGAAUGAAGCAGUGAAAGAAGAUCCGGAAGUGACUCAAAAAGAUGGGAGUAUAAUUGAAGAGAAGGAAGAAAAUGAGGAAGCCAAUACGAAAGGUGAAACGGAAGAUGAAGCAGUUUCUCAAGAUUCUCAGUCAAAGGAAACCUCAGAAGAUCCUUCGGAAGAGACAAAUCCUAGCGCUUCCAGCUCUUUGAAAGAGGACAAGGAACCUGCGUCAUGUGAAACUGUGGAAUCUGUUGAAUCAGCGCCUACAACUACACUUAAAAAACCCCCCAAAAGAAUCACGCAGAAGAAAAGAAAAGACUAUGGUGACGAAGAUUACGAUUAUAAGUCAAAAUCGAACAAGAAACGCGGUAAGAAGAAAGAGGAAGAUAUGGUUUCCUCCGAAGAGGAGAUUGAUGAGGAUUCUCUCUUACCUCCCGAAGCUGUGGAUAUCGAUGAAGCUAAAAAUGAUCAGCCUGCUGUCGAGAAGUUCUUGCAAUGGAAGGAAGCAAAAGAUGACAAUCCGGAAAUGUUCUACGUCAAAUGGAAAGCAAAAGCAUACAUUCAUUGUGAAUGGAAGACUGUGAAGGAGUUAGAAGAGAUGGAUAAGAGAAUGGCUCAACGUCUGAAAAAGUUCAAGCAAAAGCAAUUCCCCAUACAAUCUGAUGAUGACGAACUUUUCAAUCCCGAUUUUACCAUAGUAGAUAGGAUUGUUGAUGUCAGCCGAGGCGAAGAUGGGUUGGAAUAUUGUCUUGUAAAAUGGCGAAGCAUCACGUAUGAUGGUGUCACCUGGGAACCUUUAGAAGAAAUUGAAAAAGAAUAUUCCGACAAAAUUCAACAAUGGAGAUCCAGGCAGAAAAUCGACAAGUUCAAAGCUAAGGAAAAAACAAGGCCGUCUCCAGAUGAAUGGCGGAAGCUCCCCACUGACUAUGUCUGGAAAAACGGGAAUGCUUUGAGAGAAUAUCAGUUUGAGGGUGUUGAUUGGCUUCUGUAUUGCUAUUAUACCGAAACAAAUUGCAUUCUUGCUGAUGAAAUGGGUUUGGGUAAAACUGUCCAAACUAUAACUUUCCUAAGCCAAGUUUAUGAGUAUGGGAUUCAUGGACCUUUUCUGGUCGUCGUACCCUUAUCAACUAUACAAAACUGGAUUCGAGAAUUUGAAGCCUGGACGGAUAUGAAUGCUAUAGUUUAUCAUGGAAACGCUCAGAGCCGGGAGCUUAUGCAAGAAUAUGAGAUUUUCUUCAACAAGGAUAAUUGUGGAAACAGCAAAAUGUGGAAAAAGAAUCUCGUGAAGAUUGAUGCUUUAGUAACCACAUUCGAAACUAUUGUUUCUGAUGUGAAUUUUCUGAAAAAAAUCAAUUGGAGAGUUUGUGUGAUCGAUGAAGCACAUCGUCUGAAAAAUCGUAACUGUAAACUAUUAACAGACGGGUUGCAAAACUUCAAAAUGGAGCACCGCGUUCUGUUAACAGGAACUCCUUUACAAAAUAGCAUUGAAGAGUUAUUCUCAUUGCUGAACUUCCUUCAGCCUGAAAAGUUUUCAAGCCCUGAAAAGUUCUUACAUGAAUUUGGUACUUGCCAAUCGGAGGAACAAGUCCAGAAACUGCAGGAAAUGUUAAAGCCCAUGAUGCUGAGACGCCUCAAAGAAGACGUUGAGAAAAGUUUAGGACCGAAACAGGAAACAAUAAUAGAGGUUCAAUUAUCGGAUAUUCAAAAGAAGUACUAUCGAGCUAUUUUGGAGAGAAAUUUUUCCCACUUGUGCAAAGGAACCUCCGCUCCAUCUUUGAUGAACGUGAUGAUGGAGCUGAGAAAAGUUUGCAAUCAUCCUUUUCUUAUCCAGGGUGCUGAAGAAAAUAUAAUGUCUGAAAUGAAGCUAUUACAUCCUGAGUGGGAUGAAGAAACUCAAACUCAAAAGUCUCUAGUUCAGACAUCGGGAAAACUCGUGUUGAUCGAAAAGUUACUUCCAAAACUGAAGAAAGAUGGGCAUAAAGUUCUCAUUUUUUCUCAAAUGGUCAAGGUGCUUGACUUAUUGGAAGAGUUUCUGAUAAAUAUGAGUUAUCCAUAUGAAAGAAUCGAUGGUAACAUAAGAGGGGAUAUGAGACAGGCUUCUAUUGAUAGGUUCAGUAAGAAAGACUCGGAUCGUUUCGUUUUCCUGCUGUGUACUCGCGCUGGCGGAUUAGGUAUCAAUUUAACUGCAGCCGACACUGUUAUCAUCUUCGAUUCCGAUUGGAAUCCACAAAAUGACUUGCAAGCUCAAGCCAGAUGUCAUAGAAUCGGUCAAACAAAAACAGUGAAGGUAUAUCGCUUGAUAACUGCGAACACUUACGAGAGGGAAAUGUUCGAUAGAGCAUCUUUGAAACUAGGACUGGAUAAAGCCGUUCUUCAAUCUACUGCCUCGUUGAAAGAAAAUAACGGUUGUGGUGCUUUGAGUAAGAAGGACGUAGAAGAGCUUCUGAAGAAGGGCGCUUAUGGUAACUUGAUGGACGAAGCUAACGAAGGGAGCAAGUUCAAUGAAGAGGAUAUCGAGACCAUUCUCCAGAGAAGAGCGACAACAAUCACUUUAGAGCCUGGUCAGAAGGGCUCGUUGUUCUCGAAGGCAACCUUCAACUCCACUCAUAACAAAGGAGAUGACAUUGAUAUCGAUGAUCCUAAUUUUUGGACUAAAUGGGCUGAGAAAGCACAGAUUGAUAUUGAUAAGGCUGCUGCAAGUAACGAAGCUGUCGAUUUGAUAAUCCAAGAACCUCGUAAAAGAACCAAGAGAUUUGAAGAUAACACUUUCAAAGCCGGCGACGAGUCUGAUGGCAGUGAUGAAGGUGGAAAAGGAAGAAAAAGAGCUCUGGCUAGUAAAGAAGGCACAACUAGAAAAAGAAGGCGUGGUGGCGAUGAAGACGAUGAUUAUGUCAAUUAUCGUCCUGACGAACUUGCUUUUAACAAAAGUGAAUAUUUCAAGGUUGAGAAAGUUCUCGCUUCUUGGGGAUGGGGUCGUUGGGCAGAGAUGAAGAAAUCUGGAGAGCUCGAAGUUACCGAGAUGGAUAUAAUGCAUAUGUCGAGAACUCUUCUACUGCAUUGUGUUCGCGAGUAUCGUGGCGAUGAGAGAGUGAGGAAAUCCGUCUGGAAUCUCAUUGUUCCUUCAGGAGCCAAGCAUACUAAGGACUUGAAAAAUGCUUAUAACGAGGGCUGGGCUGUAUUACCCGAAUAUAAUCCUCCAAAUUUUGCAUUGGAUGCGACUUUCCAACGUCAUAUUCAUCGUCACGCUAAUAAAUUACUUACCAAAGUUGAUCAACUGAAUCAUUUACAGAAAGAAGUAAUCGGCGUUAGAUCCGUUGACGUCAUGGCGGAUAAGUCAGCAGAAGAUAUUGAAUUGACAAGCCCAACUAUCCCUGACCCGCUCUGCGAAGGUUGGGAUGCGUCUUGUGACAAGUCUCUUCUGAUAGGAAUAUACAAACACGGAUUGGAUGCCGUGGAUGCCAUCAAAAAUGACGCUGCCCUUGUCUUCUCCGAGAAACAAUUUGCAACUUUUCCUAAUGCUGCCGAAAUUGCCGCUCGUUUCAGACGUUUGAUGUCUGUUAGCCAACGUAACCUGUUAGAUCCUGUGUAUGAAAAACCGAAAUGGACUCGAAGGGAAGAGCAAGAGUUCUUGAGAGUUUUGAGAACUUUUGGCAUGAAAGACAAUAGAAGUGAUAUCAAUACUAUUGAUUGGGAAUCGUUCAGAGCGUUUGCUCCCAUUCUCGGAGCAAAGUCUGACGAAGAGUUACAAGAGUAUCUUUAUUGUGUGCUUGCAAUGUGCACUAAAGCACAAGGUGGUCAGGUCAAUGGACUGGACAUGAAAAGAGCUAUGUCUAUUGAGAUGUUGUCUUCCAAGAAAGCUCAAACAUUGAUGACUCGUCUGCAUUUGACUAGGAAGAUUCAUGCCAUUGUAGCGAACGGAGUUGAGAAACAUCUAACAACUCUGAAAUUGUGUGCUACUGAAGCAAUGCCAUCUGGAUGGUCAGUAGAUAAUGACAAAGAUUUACUCAUAUCCUGCGAUGAGCAUGGAAUCGAAAACAUCGCUAAUCAAGUUACGACUCUGCCAUCCUACGCUUCUGUCGAUAAACCUACCGAACAGGUUUUGCUCAGACGGCUAGUUGAAAUAUGCGCCACUAUUGAAAGCGGCAAAUGGAAUGGUUUGGGCAAGACUGAAUCUCUAGAAGAGAGUGACGGAGAAUCAUCGAAACCGUCAGCAUCCUCCAGUCGCAACCGGGGAAGAAAAAGAGUGGCUGAUGAUUCGAAAAUGCGGGCUAUGAUCCAACAGUCAAUGAUUUCUUCCAUGAAUGAUCAAACUAUUGCUGCAGCAAUGCUUCAGUCCAUGAUGUUGCCAUCGUUAUUAGGGUCGGGUGCUAAUAACAACGCCACUCAAUUGGUCUCCCAGUUGUUUUCAUCCUUAUCCGCCCCUGGUGGGGGAAAUGCUCAAGCCCAACAAGCUGCACUUGCAACUUUGAUGGCCUUCGCUUCGGCCACAAAUAUAGAUGAAGCUAUGGGAUCCGGAAAUAAGAAGACCUCUACUUCAACAUCCACGCCAACUACGUCGAAAACAUCGAAUCUACCUUCUGCGGACCUUACUAGCCAGAUGGCCGCUUCAAUGGCUGCUGCAGUAUCAACAUCCGAAGCUGAAGCUACAGCGGCUAGACUAGGAAUAUCAGUCGCUGAGUUGAUGAUUAUAGCUAGUAUGCCACCGGAUACAAGAAUUCCUGUUAGGAACACCAAAACUAAGGAAUACAUCACUGGCGAUAAUGCGCCUAGAUUGAAGAAUAUCAGUGAUUGGCUGCUGAAAAAUAAGGACUUCAAGAUAGACCUUAAUAUAUCUGAAAGUAGCAAAAACCGAUCAUCUGACGUGAAGCCGUCGUCGAAGUCUUCUACGAACGCCACGCCAAAGCAGUCAAACGUUUCAUCUACCGCGGCAGCAGCGGCAGCUGCUGCGAUUGCUGCUGCUGCUGCAAGCGGAAGCGCUAGUGCCAGUGCUAGUAAUAGUGCUAGUGCGAGUAGCAGCAAGCCUUCUACCCCCACGCCUGCCGUUGGUAUCGCAUCUACAUCUAAAACUGAAACUGUCGAAGCUAAGAAGAGUGAUUCAAGCAAAUCCAAUUCAACCUCCAUUAGUGCUUCAACUCCUUCGUCUUCCAGUGCUAAGCAAUCCAGUGCUGCAACUGCUGCUACCUUGGCCGGUAUGACAACAGGCGUAACAGGUGUAGAUGGUCCUGUAGCUGUAUAUAACAAGUCUACUGGUAACUUGCUGCCCGUCAAUGACUGGCCUCAGCUCAGUCAGCUGGGUAAAUGGCUAGAUAGUCAUCCGUCUGCUAAUGUUCAUUCGAGUUGCGUUAACCCAAUUGUGCAGGCUUUUGCUGGGGCUGCUAAUGCUGACCGAAUGGGUGGUGAACAAAACGUGACUCCACAAACUCCCACAACAUCCAAACCAAAAGAAAAAACUGUUUCUACAGCUGCCUCUACUUCCACCGCAUCUUCCUCGGCUGAAUCUAAACAGUUGGUGCAACUACAGCAGGAAAUGCAAAUGCAGCUAAUGAUGCAGCAAGCAAUAUUGCAACAAUCAUUAUUAGGUGGAUUUGGAGCUUAUGGUGGAAUGCCAACCAGCUCAGGGAACAAGGCCGAAGAUGCUCUCAACCCAAUGUUACUUGCGUCUUUGAUGUCCAAUCCCCUAGCUAUGCAGUUAAUGAUGGACCCCAAUGCGAUGGCUGCGGCAUCGCUGGCUUCAUUAGCGGCUGCGACACCAACGAGUUCGAAAAAAGCAAAACAACCUCCUACCUCUCAAUAG